Messenger RNA from Penaeus chinensis, 2238 nucleotides. RefSeq names its product cysteine-rich motor neuron 1 protein-like. Lineage: Eukaryota; Metazoa; Arthropoda; Malacostraca; Decapoda; Penaeidae. Gene Ontology annotation, molecular function: protein binding. Bases 114 to 1709 code for a protein of 531 amino acids. Gene Ontology annotation, cellular component: nucleus; cytoplasm. The record is from RefSeq and is a predicted model, not a curated record. The transcript has 17 exons.
GUCGGGCAAGGGUGCAGGAUGCAUGUGUUUCUUUAUGUGGCCACAACCCACAUGGCUUUGUGAGCGCCGUCCUUCACUGCAGCACUGGGCGGAGAGAGCGAGGAACCGCUGCAAUGAGGAGGUUUGUGGUUUUGCUCGUCAUGGUGGUGACCCCUGCUGUGUGUGGCGCCGAGAAAAACAGAGCUCUGAUCAUGGCUGUGAGGAACGGAAAUUUGGAGCGCAUCAGGGAACUCAUAGCCGGCGGCGUGGACGUCCUUCAGCGCGAUUUCCGAAACCGCACGAGCCUCCACCACGCGGUCGGGAGAAAAGACCUGGAAAUCGUCAAAGAGUUGGUAAACGCCGGCCUCCCAGUCGAUGUCGGCGGCAACCACGACACCACCCCCUUGUUCCUGGCGGCCAACGAGGGCAGCGUCGAGAUCGUAGACUUCCUGCUCGAUGUCGGGGCCAACGUCCAGCAUGUCAAUGGCUUUGGAUCGACGCCUCUGCACUGGGCGGCGGACACCGUGGAGGGCGCGACGACGAUCGAGCAGCUCCUGAUCCACGGCGCGCGCUUGAACCUUGCCGACAACAGCGGCAACACGCCCUUACACCGAGCUGCUGCGGGCGGUAAUCUGGGCGGUGUCGUCAUCCUGCUGGCAUGGUGCGCCGACGCCUCGCUCGCCAACGCCGAGGGCCUCACGCCGUUCGACGUAGCCGUAGCGGAGAAACAGCCACAGAUCGCCGAGGAAAUUCAGAGAGCGGAGCCAUGCGAAUAUGACCCUUGUGACAAAAUUCUUGCAGACGGGUCUCUCCCUGAUGAUUCUCCGCAGCUCCUCGCCUGCAUGAAUGGCACCUGGACAACUCCUUCCUCUUCGGAUAAUGCAAGUGGCAUUGACAAGGAAGGACCAACAUUAAACACUACGAUCCUUCCAGACUGCGAAAUCAAAGGGCAGCGGUACAGCCACGAGUCGGAGUGGUUUGACGGCUGCCGGGAACACCGUUGUCAAGAAGGACGUAUUUGGUCCAACGCCACUGUCAGCUCCUCGUGCUGUGAGGACGGCGGGCAAGUUUAUCCCGCGGGACACAUCUGGGAAAGGGGAUGCUACCUCCUGAUCUGCUCCGAGGGGCGUCCGGAGGCGCUGGCCCUUCUCAACACGUGCUGCGAGGUAGACGGCGAGGCGCGCGUCCACGGGCAUACUUGGACGUCUCCCUCCGGCUGCGUCACCUUCACGUGCAACUCGGGCGUGGUGGAGGAGGACGUGGUUCCUGAUAACUGUUGUAUGGAAGGGAACGAGCGAUAUAUUGAAGGCCAUACCUGGACGGAAGGUUGCAAGGAGCACAUCUGUCGCGCAGGAGUAGUUAAUGAUUUGUCAAUCGCUGCAACAUGUUGCCAGGUCGGAGAAGACGUGUACCCAAACGGCUACAUCUGGAGGGAUGACUGUGUCCUCUAUUUGUGCAACGCUGGCACACCGCAGAACAUAGCGGUGCUCAGCUCAUGUUGUGAAAGCAACGGGGAGAUGUACUACGACAGGCAGAUCUGGCCAGUGGGAUGCGCGAGGUACACCUGCAACUAUGGCGUGGUGGAGGAGCUGCCGAUGCUCGAGACAUGCUGCCAAGUGGCCGAGAAAGCGUACAAAGACGGCGAGACCUGGCAGGCUUCUUGCUACGAGUUCACGUGCAACAACGGGACUGUGGAGCUGUUGCAAGUGCUUAACGUGACGCACUGUUAGGGACGACAUGUGGCAGACCCUCACUCACUUCAGAAUACAUGCGUCGAUUUUAUGCUUUUUUUUUUUUUUUUUUUUUUGUUUUAUCUUAUAAGUAAGCACAUCACGUGUAUGAAUAACACACACGCACACACACACACACACACACACUCACACACACACACACACACACACACACACACACACACACACACACACACAUACACACACGCACGCACGCACGCACGCACGCAUGCACACACACGCAUUGAUGCAUGCACGCACACACACAUUCAUGCACUCUCUCUCUCUCUCGCACACACACUCUCGCACGCACGACCGCACACGCACACACGCACUUGCUCUUCUGUUAAUAUCCUUAGAUGAUAUUCGUAGAUGACUGGUAUUUUUAUAUUACAAUCACUAUUUUUCUAUCACUCCCUAACUGAUUGUACUUCUUCUUAGGCUUCUACAUUCCUUCAAUAUUUAUGAAUCGGGAAAUCGGGCCUAAAUCAUAUAGAAACAGUCUUUAAAAAAAUAAAUGAGAUUUAAU